AUGGAUCCCACCCCCAGCCCCAAAUCCCAAACCUCCGCCGAGUUCAUCUACGAAUUCACCCCGCAAUCCUACCUCCGCAUCCCCGGCCUGCGCUUCGACCCCAUCGACCAGCUCAUCCCCUACCCGCACCGCGCCGCCCUCGAGUUCCUCAAACCCUCCCGCUUCAAGCUCGACCUGCCGUGGGAGGAGUACUACGACCUCCUCCAGCCCUUCGACGACGUCUGCUUCAAGCUCGUCGACGUGCUCAUGUACGCCGUCGACGAGCUGCGCCACAACGUGCCCCCGCGCAUCAAGAAGGUGACCGCCGCCGUGGGCAAGACCGAUGUUGCUGACGAGACACAGAUGAUUAAGGCCAAGGCCGUCGAGGUCGAUUAUGACUGGAACGCCUUCUUUGAGCGCGUGCUUGAGCUGCUCGGCCCCAAGGGCGAGGAGUUUGGGAUGUGUGGUAAGGAUGUGAUGUGGAUUACUAUGCUGUAUACGCGCGCGUACGCUGAUUCGCCUGCGUGGCUGCGCAAGAAGGACCAGGGACAUUAUUUGAAGGCAAACAUUCACUGUUUGCACGAUUUGCUUGGGGAGUGGAACAUGUUGGUUCGGCAGAAGGGUUGGAAGUGGGAGGUCAUUUUCUUUGACGUUUUCGUGAAGGAUUCGUAG
Colletotrichum chrysophilum is the source of this 651-nucleotide messenger RNA. RefSeq lists its product as uncharacterized. Bases 1 to 651 code for a protein of 216 amino acids. The record is from RefSeq and is a predicted model, not a curated record. The transcript has a single exon. NCBI's taxonomy places the organism in Eukaryota, Fungi, Ascomycota, Sordariomycetes, Glomerellales, Glomerellaceae.